AUGUCCGAAACCACGUGGGCCAGAAGUCCCGAGCAGGAUGGCGAAUCAUACGAGAAGUGGCAGCCUUAUGGCCAGUCCAAGACUGCCAAUUGCCUCAUGGCAGUGUCCUUAGCCGAGAAGCUGGCCAAGCGCCACCUCCGAGCAUACAGUCUACACCCUGGGGUGAUCCAUUCCAACCUUGGUACUCCCCUUGACUGGACUGUCGAGAUGGGAGCCCUCAUCGAUGAGCUUACCGGUCGAAACCGUCUCAUAGAUGCCGCGGAUAUGAUAUUUGGGAAUCCCCACGUCUGGUGGGCUUUCUCGGACUUCAUGUUCCUCACACACGACGGGGACGCGGCCACCUGUGUAUAUGCGGCUUUUGACCCAGAACUCGAUGCGGUGCAUGGGUAUCUUGUCGACUGCCGCAUUGCGGAUCCAGCCAAGGACACUGUCAAUCCUUGGGCUUUCAGCAUAGUGGAUGCUGAACUGCUGUGGAAGUUGAGUGAGAAGCUUGUCGACCAGAAGCUCUGCUAUUGA
Messenger RNA from Anthostomella pinea, 516 nucleotides. The record is from the annotation of a GenBank genome assembly. Lineage: Eukaryota; Fungi; Ascomycota; Sordariomycetes; Xylariales; Xylariaceae.